CGAUAAGCCUGAAGGCUCUACUCCAGUCGAACGUUUCUGCGUGACGUCAUCACGAGCUCCAUUUACGGUGUUUUUCACUUCGUACGAUCCGAGUUGCAACGCUUCGAUUCUAGACAUUAAACCCCCCCAUCUAGUGCAAAAUGAAUGUGGAUCAUGAAGUCACACUCCUUGUGAAUGAGAUUCGUAGACUUGGCAGCAAAAAUGCUGACGGUAAAUUCAGUGUUAAAUUUGGUGUCCUGUUCAAUGAUGACAAGUGUGCCAACCUCUUCGAGGCACUUGUUGGAACACUGAAAGCAGCUAAGCGAAAGAAGAUCAUUACAUUUCAGGGCGAGCUCUUGCUACAAGGAGUUCAUGAUAAUGUUGAUGUUAUAUUACUGCAGGAUUGACCAGACCAACUGCCCUGUAUCUUACUUUUAUAAAUACGGUUUUCCUGAGGGGAAUUAAUUAUUUUUGACCAAACAUCUUGGAUUCUUUUUUUUUUUCCUUCCUUUAUUUCUUUUUUUCAAAUGAGCAAUGCCACUGUCUUGUCACUAGUUAGGAUUUUUCAAAUAGUUAUGACUGUGAUAACUGUUUAGAUAUGUGAGUACAAAAUAAAAUGUAUAUUGCUUUUUUUUUUUUUACAUUUCAGUUUUAUAUUGAGUUUUGUUAAAAUGGUUAAGCCUUUUGAGGAACUUGAAAUCAAUAUAAAUUAUUUUCUGAUAUAGUUUUGUAAUGGGUAGUUUCAAUAGACAUAGCCAAGGACUCCCCAGUGCAAUACUAUUACUGAUAAACUGGCUGUAAGAUUUAUUUGUGCCAAAUGUAGAUCAUUUGUGUUUUGUAUGUAAUCUAGACAAUUAUUUCAAAAUUUACUAUUUGAAAUCGCUUUUUCCACAAAGAAACUUUACCCCCAGAUACUGAAGUGAUUUAUGACAAUAUGACAGCACAACUUUUGUAAUGUAUAUACUACUAUAGUAAUAUAUAUUAUACUACUAUUAUAAUAUAUAUUACUAUAUUGAUGAAAUCACAAGUAUCUCAGGAAUAACACAUUAUUUUGGUGCUGGUUUGAUUCAAAAUAAACCAUUCC
Hemibagrus wyckioides is the source of this 1063-nucleotide messenger RNA. Its product is annotated as costars family protein ABRACL. The record is from RefSeq and is a predicted model, not a curated record. The transcript has 3 exons. NCBI's taxonomy places the organism in Eukaryota, Metazoa, Chordata, Actinopteri, Siluriformes, Bagridae. Bases 141 to 386 code for a protein of 81 amino acids. Gene Ontology annotation, biological process: regulation of actin filament-based process.